This is a messenger RNA of Cuscuta europaea, 2595 nucleotides long. NCBI's taxonomy places the organism in Eukaryota, Viridiplantae, Streptophyta, Magnoliopsida, Solanales, Convolvulaceae. The record is from the annotation of a GenBank genome assembly.
CGGAACUUCUGUAAAAAACUCAAACAUCGGAGCAAAUUUAUCUGCCUCGGGUGGAUUUAGCAGCGGCGUUUCACUCAUGGCGGCCUCUCUUUCCUUAAAUCUCAACUUCAUUUUGCGGCUACCGUCAACAACCGCCCGCCCAGCGACCUCCGCCACCUCUAGAGGCUACAUUCCGGUUCGAUGUGGGAACGGACCACGGAGCAACCGGGGACCGCUAUACAAAGGCCGAAUUCUCAGCACUGAGGCGAUCCAAGCCAUCCAUGCUUUAAAGCGUGCCCAGAAAAGAAACCCUUCCUCCAUCGACACCUCCAUCGUUUCUUCUACACUUUCCCGCCUCCUUAAGCCUGACCUUCUCGCCGCUUUCAAAGAGCUUAUCCGCCAAGACAACUGCGAUUUGGCUCUCAAACUCUUCUCCGCCCUUCGACUGGAAUACGACGCGCCGGAAUUGAACCUGUACGCCGAAAUAGCUGCCGCUUGUGCCAGCAAGGGCUUGACGGAAGAAAUCGACCGCUUGAUUUGCGACUUGGAAAAUGAGGGUGCGAUUCAGCUUGAUGCCUCCAAUACCAAGGGGCUGGUGAAGUUGGUCAAGGCCUUGAUUGCUGCUGGGAGAGCGGAGGGGACGGUUAGGGUUUAUCAGCUCCUUAAGAGGAGUGGUGCUGAAUUAGAUGAUUAUCUGGCUGCAGUUUUGAGAAAGGGGUUGAGGAGUUUCGGGAAGGAGAAGGAAGCGGCUGAGCUUGAUUUGGCAUUAGACAGAUCUUCCAGGGGUAUUUUGGUCAACCCAGAAGUUUAAACAUGCUAGCCGUGUAGAUGAAAUCCAGAAAAUAGUCCAACUGUGUAAAAAGCUUUUGAGAAAGAAUGAAUGUUUAUAUCAACUGUGUAUUAUUUCGAACUUGGAUGAAAGUUCUGUGGUUAUCAGGCAGAUGCAGAAGGUCUUGGCUUUACAAUGUCAACCAUGUUAUAUCUUGAUAUGGUGCUUUUCUCUAACAAUUGGAUGAAGUAUUAGUACAUCGAACGGAGGAACUUAAAAAAAACUUGAACAUCAAAUUAUUUUCUUUUGUUACACCAUUUGCAUCAGCCAGGAGUGUGGUUUGAUUGAGGACUUGAGGUAGAACUUCAUAUUGUACAUGUUUGAUACGGUAAGAACUCUGACACAGUUCUCUCUUAUGGACAUUCAAACUUCGUAUUUUUAAUCACGUAUGCUGUUAGGUGUGAGUGUGUGACUAUGUGAAAGAUGCCUGGACGACAUCUGGUACAGGAUGUAGCCUCCCCCUCCCCCAAUUGCUGUAAAAGUGCUGCUUUGGGCCAUGAAAGAUUACUUAGGAAACAGUUACUCCUCUAAAGCUUAUAGAUUUAUAUCCUUUUUAGAGAAGGUAAAAAGAACAUGUUCUGCAUUGUGGCGUUUAAUCUUAUAUUCUUAUACACUUGUUGAAGUGUCAAACCUAUGCAAAGCUAUAUUGCAGGACAUCAAGAGUUUUAGACUUGUUAAAAAUUACAAAAAGCGAGCUUAUGCCCCAAAACCCAGGUGAGCGGUGGCUUUGCGCAUAGCUUUUACAAACCGACCAGGGGUUAGAAAGCUCUGGUUUUCCAUCUCUUUUUCAUUCAGAGCUUAAGCACAAAUGCGACGCUUUUGUAGUUUGUAUGCUUCCACAAAAAGCAGACAUUUGACUGAUUGCAAACUGGUCUUCUGCUAGCUUCUCUGUUGACGUUUCCACUCCAGGCAGAUUAUUAAAUGAUUUAUGAACUUCUUCUUGCAUUCUUGGUUCAAUGGAUCAGCAGUCACAUGAUGAGUGGCACCAGAAUCUGGGAAUCAAGUUUGAGGUUGUGGAGGUAGUCCUAGAAUGGAAGGAGUUGCAGAUACCCAGGCAGCAGUGGGAGAUGAGUUGUAGGUAUUCUGAGAGACUGAUUGUUGUGUAUUAGGAUUGUAGGUUUGUAGUGGUGCAGGACUGUAGGAUUGCUGAGGCCAGUUGAAGAUAUGUGGAUUAGAAUUUGAGGUGUUAGGAGGAUUUGGAGUGUAAACUGUUGGGGUUGAAUGAUAGGGCUGAAAAGUGUGAGGAUAGGUUGUUGGAGUUGAAGAAUAGAGAUGAGGAUUUGUAGAAGCAGGAUUUGAGGCAUGUUAAUUAUCGACAACCAUAUGUAGAGUCAAACGGUGUUAUAGAAACUGCUCAGAUUCUUUAUCAGUGGAACACGAAAUAUCAACUUGUCACUGUUGCUGCUGCUCCCAUACUUAGGUGUGUUGCUGCUGCUCCCCCACUCUACAGUCAAAUGCAAAGACAAAUACAAAGAUGUUGAAGCGUAUAACAGAGGAGUGUGGAUUUUUUGUUUUUGCUGCUGCCCCAAUCUUACAACUAAAGGCAAAGACAAAGUAGAUGAAGCAGAAUCUGGAUUUGUUUAAUGACAAUUGACAAGUAUCCAAUUAGUUUAUGUAAUUUACACAAGCAAUGGUUUAUAAGUAUAUUAGUAUAGCAGUAUGAUGGGUGGAUGUAAUUUUUGUAGUUUACAUACUCGGUGAUGAUUUUAACUUACUUGUAUAGUAAGGUGUACUUAAAAUCUAUUAUGGCUUGAGUUUCUAUUAAUAUUUCACUAAGCAUUGUUGAA